Messenger RNA from Lentinula edodes (shiitake mushroom), 1197 nucleotides. RefSeq names its product voltage-dependent anion channel. The coding region runs from base 1 to 1197 and encodes 398 amino acids. The transcript has 4 exons. Gene Ontology annotation, cellular component: plasma membrane. NCBI's taxonomy places the organism in Eukaryota, Fungi, Basidiomycota, Agaricomycetes, Agaricales, Omphalotaceae. Gene Ontology annotation, biological process: sulfite transmembrane transport; transmembrane transport. The record is from RefSeq and is a predicted model, not a curated record. Gene Ontology annotation, molecular function: sulfite transmembrane transporter activity.
AUGCACCCUGUGUCGAAGCGUUAUUCACAGGAAUUAUCUACAGGAACUGGAUCCAUCAGUCUCUUGUUCCAUGCAUUUCCGUACGGGAAUGAAACGCAACCGUUCAUAAUAUUCACCCUCAUAUUCUUUUUCCUCAACCUGACGCUCUUCAUUCUGUUCUGUGCUAUCACCACUGCACGUUAUAUCAUGUUCCCCGAUAUCUGGGGACUCAUGAUUCGACAUCCCGCUCAAAGCCUAUUCACUGGGACUUUUCCAAUGGGUGCUUGUACGCUGCUGAACAUUGCUGUUAGCCUUAUCAGCGAAAAGUAUAGAUUGGGAGGAAAGUCAUUUCUAUACGCUAUGUGGGGUCUAUGGUGGCUAGAUGUAGCUAUUUCAAUCCUUUGCUGUUGGGGCAUGGUUCAUAUCAUGGAAACAUCUCAAAAACAUUCGCUCCAAAGCAUGACUGCUGUUUGGCUCCUUCCGGUUGUGACGUUGAUUGUCGCGUCUAGCACUGGUGGGGUGCUUUCCUCAGUUCUGCAAGAAUACGAUCCGGGAUACGCUCUUUUCACUCAAGUCGCUUCAGUAUUCCUGGUCUCCAUCGGUCUUUCCCUGGCCCUGAUGCUACUCACCAUAUACAUUCAGCGUCUGAUCAUUAUCGGAGUUCCCCAGGGAGUCAAUGUCCUUUCUGUAUUCCUUCCGCUAGGUCCCACUGGUCAGGCAGGCUAUUCUAUUCUUCUCGCAGGGCAAUUUUUCAAAGAAGCCCUCCCGCUGCAACACGGGGGCUCUGCUUUAAUGAAUGAUGCGUCGACCGGGAAUAUUCUCUGUGUAAUCUGCGUAUGCGCAUCUUUUGUUCUAUGGGCUUUAGCUUCUAUGUGGAUGGUUUUUGCGUUGCUUGCUGUUUGUGACGAGCUUCGGAAGACUCGUAUCCCAUUCAAAGUUAAUUCGUGGGGCUUGAUCUUCCCUAACGGUGUCUACGCCAAUUUGACCAUCGCACUUGGCAGCACAUUCGAUUCGCCCUUCUUUCGCAUAUGGGGCGCUAUAUAUGCUGUAUUCACCCUAUUACUAUGGUCCUUUGUCGCCAUCAACACAGUUCAAGUGGUGUACAAUAGGUCCAUCUUCGAGGCGCCUUGUUUACAGGAACUAAACCUAACGGAGGGUAGUACUGACCGAAAAGAAUGUUCAUCGCCGCAUGGUGUGCCCACCUCAAUCUUUCAAUGA